Messenger RNA from Paramecium primaurelia, 265 nucleotides. The record is from the annotation of a GenBank genome assembly. NCBI's taxonomy places the organism in Eukaryota, Ciliophora, Oligohymenophorea, Peniculida, Parameciidae.
AGCACAUCAAUUAAUUAUGGAUGUAUAAUAAACAUACUUAAUCAUAGGGUUAUUCAUUAGCUCACGAUAGAAAUGUUGUAACUAUAUUCUCUGCACCUAAUUACUGUUAUAGAUGUGGUAAUCAAGCUGGAAUUAUGGAAGUUGAUGAAAAUCUAAGAUAAACAUUGUACUUUAUAAUCAUUAUUAUAAUAGUAUUACAUUUGAUCCAGCACCUAGAUCAGAAAAUGAAUCUGUUCCAAAAAGAGUACCUGAUUAUUUCUUAUGA